AUGUGGCCCGUGGGUGCCGAUGUGGAUGUCGUGGAUGUGGAUGUGGAUGUGGAUGUCGUGGAUGAUGUGGAUGUCGUGGAUGAUGUGGAUGUCGAUGUGGAUGUCGAUGUGGAUGUCGUGGAUGAUGUGGAUGUCAAUGUGGAUGAUGUGGAUGUCGAUGUGGAUGUCGGUCGGAGGAGCAUGGUUGGAAUAAGGUAG
This is a messenger RNA of Pseudogymnoascus destructans, 198 nucleotides long. RefSeq lists its product as uncharacterized. The record is from RefSeq and is a predicted model, not a curated record. NCBI's taxonomy places the organism in Eukaryota, Fungi, Ascomycota, Leotiomycetes, Thelebolales, Thelebolaceae. The coding region runs from base 1 to 198 and encodes 65 amino acids. The transcript has 2 exons.